UCAAGCGGCCUCGCUCACCCACCAGAGAAUCAGUUCGGUGGAUGGUGCGGGGAAGUCUCCGAUACAGAAGCCCCACUUCAUUUGUCGGAAUAGAAUGAGCCGAUUCCUCUUCGGUGUCUCAUUUCCAUUAAUUUUUGCGGCAGCUGAACAGCUUGGCCAAUGCGCCGCACUCUCUGUUGACGAGGAGCUGAUAGAACUGGAAGGAGACGAUGCCUUGGAGUUCUCGCUGCUCCAAACUUCGCUCACAGUCUCGCAGCGACUGGAGCCUCGACACGCCCAGUCCUUGCUUUCUCAAGUGGUAGAAAAAGCCCCUUUGGAGUGGAAUAAUUUUUCAACGUCAGUGAAUAUGUCCUCACCUUUGGCGCUUCUAUCUUCAUGGUCCUCACGUACUUCAGCGCGGGACAUCAUUGCCUGGCCCGGGGCCUGUGUUUUAAGCCUGUCUUUUGCCGUGACUCUCAUUUUCGUGGUUGUGCUUUGGACCGUCAUGCUUGAGGCGAGCCAUGCCAGCAAAACACUGGCGAAUCGCGGCCACGUGCGUGGUGCUGGAAUGGCUGGUGCUCCAGGCAUGGCACGAACUGCAGCGGAUGCGAGCAGCUUCGCCAAAGGGGCGGAGGGGCUUGCGGCUGAUUGUGGUGCCUGUUGUCCGCCAGCAGUGCAAGAGGUCAGAUCUGGUUCCGUUCCAAAUUUCGGUGGACCCAACCCUCUUGGUAGCUUGCUGCGUUCGCGGCCAGCCCCUACUCUUUGCCCCUCUCUGAGUUUGAUGCACGGCGCGGCCCAGUUUCGGAUACCUAUGGCAUCAAUGGAGUUGCUUAGAGCGGGUUUCUUCCCCAUGCAAAUCUCUGGCCCCAGUGGCAAAUCCCUUCUUCAUGCCUGGCUACCAAUGUGUACACGGACGCCACCUGGAGGAUCGUCCCAGGCGUGGGGCGGGCCCAAGCAAACAGCUUGUUCAUAUCCAGGUCAUCCAGGAGCAGAAAGGAAACAGACAGAGAUUGGUCAUUUGCUUCAGUUGACAACCACGGACAAAAUCACUCGAUUUCCUCAUGCUAGCAUUGGCUUGCUACAGGCUGGAGCAGUGGAGCAUCGGCUUGACAUUUUCGGCCCGCAAAACGAGAAGUAUGGCACAUUGUGCCGGUUAACUGACAAAUGGCUGGUACACUAUCACAGUGAAGAGGGGUCAGAACAGCUGGCCUUGACUCUGCACCAUGUCCCAGCAGCGAUGGGCUUUUGCGCUUAUGGAGCGGACGGUCAGCAAGUGGCGACAGCAACCAGGAUACACUGUCCUGGAGAAACGCUUCACAUUUGUACCAUUCCAGGUGGAGAUGCUAUGCUGGCAAUCCUAUGCAUUAUGGCAAUUGUCUUGAGCAUGGAGACCGUUGUGAUCCGAAACCCAGCAGCACCGAGAUCUGCUGUGCCGCAGCACAGCCUGCCACCAGGCUACGCAGAUGCGAGUCGAAGUCCGAGCCAAUCUCCGCCAAGCCAAGUGCAGUCACUUCCAACUUUGCCAUCUUUGGAUGUCCGAACCAGUCAGAGUUUGACACGCUCUAUGCCAUCUGCUGCCAGCACUGCUCGAAUCGUCUCUCCUGGAGCUGGGCAGUCGGAAGUACGCAGUGUGCCCACAGUGCUGCAGCCCGGGCCGUUCUACACCAAUCCAAAUUUGCCCAACUUUGCAGCACGACCUUCGCCGAGACAAUAGCAGGAAAAAA
Messenger RNA from Cladocopium goreaui, 1703 nucleotides. NCBI's taxonomy places the organism in Eukaryota, Dinophyceae, Suessiales, Symbiodiniaceae. The record is from the annotation of a GenBank genome assembly.